AUGAAGUGCCUAAACAAUCGGGCUGACAGCCACCUGACCGGACAGGUGGAGUUGGACAGCAUGGGCGACGGUGCCUGGGUAAACCAGGGCUUCUGUGGCUCUCCUCCGCCCCUGCCCCGAGCUGUCAGCACCAUCUACAACCCGCAGCCCCUCUUCCAGGGCUCCAUGGACAGCAUAUACAAACUGGACACCCCCGGCCCAUUCCCACAGGAACCACCAUCCACUGACCAAAGCCUGGUGAAGAAACGAAGAGGGUGUUGCUCUUUUAUCAAAGGCUUCUGGGGCACGACAUUGACUGAAAACACCUCAAACAACAGAGAACUCUUUGUCCGAACCACACUGCGGGAGUUACUGGUCUAUCUGGUGUUCCUGGUGGAUAUAUGCCUCUUGACAUACGGUAUGACCAACUCGAGCACCUACUAUUACACUAAAGCCAUGACGGACCUGUUUGUGAACACAGCUGGUGCAAGUGGGGUUAGUUUUCAAUCCAUUAGCACCAUGGACGACUUCUGGACCUACGCCCAGGGCCCAUUACUGGACGGCCUCUACUGGACUAAAUGGUACAAUAACCAGCCCCUGAACAGUGGAGACCAGUCCUUUAUCUACUAUGAGAACAUGCUGCUGGGAGUCCCCAGAAUGAGGCAGAUCAAGAUCAUGAACAACUCAUGCAAGGUCCACAACGACUUCAAAAAUGAGAUCAUAGGAUGUUUCGAUGUUUACAAUGAGAAGAAGGAGGAUGACCUUAGCUUCGGCCUCUUCAAUGGCACUGCCUGGACCUACCACACGGAGAAAGAAAUCAAAGGUUCCUCUCACUGGGGCUUGCUGACCACAUACAGUGGAGCGGGAUACUAUCAAGACCUGAGUCGGACCAAAGAGGAGAGCACCAUCAUACUGACGGAACUGGUGGACAACCUGUGGCUUGACCGAGGAACCAGAGUAGCCUUUAUCGACUUAUCCACGUACAACGCAAACAUCAACAUGUUCUGUGUCAUCAGGUUGGUGGUUGAAUUCCCAGCGACCGGCGGAGCGAUCCCUUCCUACCAGAUAAGAACAGUCAAACUGAUCCGCUACAUCAGCCACUGGGAUUACUUCAUCCUCGGCUGCGAGAUAGUCUUCUGUUUAUUCAUCCUCUAUUAUGUUGUAGAGGAGAUUCUUGAGCUGCGAAUCCACAAGUUCUCCUAUUUCAAAAGCAUCUGGAACAUCCUGGAUAUUGUGAUCAUAAUGCUCGCCAUCGUCGCCAUCGUAUUCAAUGUUUUCCGAACUGUCAAAGUGAACAAACUGCUUGGCAAACUGCUGGACAAACCUGGUAUCUACGCUGAUUUUGAAUUUCUGGCCUUCUGGCAAACACAGUACAACAACAUGAAUGCAGUGAACUUGUUCUUUGCCUGGAUCAAGAUUUUCAAGUACAUCAGUUUUAACAAGACCAUGACCCAGCUGUCCUCCACACUAGGUCGAUGUGCUAAAGAUAUCUUGGGCUUCGCCAUCAUGUUCUUCAUUGUGUUCUUUGCCUAUGCUCAACUUGGAUAUUUGCUCUUUGGGACAGAGGUUGAAUCUUUCAGCACAUUCGUCAAGUGCAUCUUCACACAGUUCAGGAUUAUUCUUGGAGACUUUGAUUUCAAUGCCAUCGACCGUGCUAACAGAGUUCUUGGGCCAAUCUACUUUGUCACAUAUGUGUUCUUUGUUUUCUUUGUUCUACUGAACAUGUUUCUGGCCAUCAUAAAUGACACAUAUUCUGAGGUUAAGGAGGAGCUCUCAUCACAAAAAGAUGACCUGCAGAUUACUGACAUCAUCAAGCAGACCUACAUGAAGACAUUUACAAAGUUGAAACUUAAAAAGGAGAAAAUAGCCGAUGUUCAGAAAGCGCUACGAUCUGGUUCUGGAGAAAUUGAAUUUAAGGACUUCAGAGAAACUUUGAAAGAGAUGGGACAUGCUGAUCAUGAAAUUUCUGCAGCCUUUUCACGGUUUGACCGUGAUGGGAACCAAAUUCUAGACGAAGACGAACAAGAGAGGAUGAAAAUCGAGCUGGAAGAAAAGAGGGAUGCUCUUUCUGCUGAACUCAACAAUCUUGGACUGACUUAUGGGAAAGAAUUACUAGAAAAGCCUCCUGUAACAUCUGAUGAGCAAAAGAACCACUCCAGUCAUACCUUUGUGGAUCGGGAACAGUUUCUAAAACUGGCCAGACAGGUUCUCCUCCUUGAAAGCGCUGUGGCAGGAAUCACAUCCAGGAUUGAGUUAAUUAUGGCAAAACUGGGAUUACAAGACAAAGUUAAAAGGAACGAAACAGCAGGGAAACUGACUGUGAGCAAUGAUGAUAGUAAUGAAACUGCCUCAGAUGGGAGCGUCCUGGUUUGUGUGGACAGAGGGACGAAGGGUGAGAUGUCAUCAAGGAGCCCAGCACCUCGCAACACCACGUACAACUGUCAUCUGUAA
Messenger RNA from Micropterus dolomieu (smallmouth bass), 2430 nucleotides. RefSeq names its product polycystic kidney disease 2-like 1 (gene pkd2l1). Gene Ontology annotation, biological process: detection of mechanical stimulus; potassium ion transmembrane transport. Gene Ontology annotation, cellular component: membrane. Bases 1 to 2430 code for a protein of 809 amino acids. The record is from RefSeq and is a predicted model, not a curated record. Gene Ontology annotation, molecular function: sodium channel activity; calcium channel activity; muscle alpha-actinin binding. Lineage: Eukaryota; Metazoa; Chordata; Actinopteri; Centrarchiformes; Centrarchidae. The transcript has 15 exons.